Messenger RNA from Pseudozyma hubeiensis SY62, 1269 nucleotides. Its product is annotated as class I sirtuins SIR2. The record is from RefSeq and is a predicted model, not a curated record. Gene Ontology annotation, molecular function: NAD+ binding; histone deacetylase activity, NAD-dependent. Lineage: Eukaryota; Fungi; Basidiomycota; Ustilaginomycetes; Ustilaginales; Ustilaginaceae. The transcript has a single exon. Bases 1 to 1269 code for a protein of 422 amino acids.
AUGUCGGACAUAAAGGACUCCAAGUCAUCGUCGAGCUCAACCAGCCCGUCCGCCUCACCUGUUCCCACUGAGAACCGCUUCUUCCCAUCCCCACACGGUCCCACCCUAUCCGGCGUAGCCUCUCUCCUCGCCUCGCCCAGCACCCGCAACGUUGUCGUGCUCGCCGGCGCCGGAAUCUCGACCUCAGCCUCACCCCCCAUCCCCGACUUCCGCUCCCCCACCACCGGCCUCUACUCAAACCUCGCCGCGUACAACCUUCCCUACGCCGAAGCCAUCUUCGACAUUGGCUACUUUCAAAAGCAUCCACAACCCUUCUUCACCCUCGCCAAACACCUCUACCCGGGAAACUUCAAACCAGCACUCGCACACUACUUCCUCACGCUUCUGCAGCAGAAGGGGAAGCUCAAACGGGUGUUUACGCAGAACGUCGAUACGCUCGAGAGGAUUGCUGGUGUGGAGGCGGACAAGGUCGUCGAGGCACAUGGGAGUUUCGCUACAUCGACGUGUAUAGUGUGCAAGCAGAGGGUGGAGGAUGAUUGGAUUCGAGAAAAAGUCAUGAGCGGUAGCAUAGCUAGGUGUCCCCGCCCAAAGUGUCCCGGCAGAAAGAGAGGCAAGCAGGAAGGUGGGCUGGUCAAACCAGACAUCGUCUUCUUUGGGGAAUCCCUACCGGCAAGGUUCUUCCGCUGCAUUCCCGAUCUCAAAUCCGCAGACUUGCUCAUCGUCAUGGGAACAAGUCUCCAAGUCCAACCCUUUGCCAGCCUCAUCGAUGCCGUCCCAGAGACCUGUCCGAGGGUGUUGAUCAACUUGGAGCGCGUCGGAGAGCUGGCGAGUUCAGACGGAUAUGCAGGCGGAGGCAUGGGUGCAGGCAUGUACAACGAGACCGGGUUCGACUUCGAUGGAUUGACGUAUGGUGGCAAGGGCAAGACGAGGGAUGUGUUUUACCAAGGCAAGGCGGAUGAUGGUGUCGCCGAGCUGGUCAGGCUCGUGGGAGAAGAGUGGGAGGCAGAGUUGAUGAAGCUCAAAGCAGAUGGGUAUAGGAAGCUGGACGGUGACAAGCAGGUCAGCACGGCGCCAGAGACAAAAGGUAACCGCGGUACCGACGCGCAGUCGAACAAGAAAGUCGUUCCAAUUGCCAAUCCUACCAUCAAGGAGGAUAGCAGCAAGUUGGACGAUCUGGCACGCGAUUUGGAGUCCAAAGCCAAGCUAGACGAUCAGUCUGAAGACAGAUCGGCGGAAAAGCAAGAGCCAUUUACCAAGACUGGCUCAUAA